AUGCUAUUCACCUUGAUGAGCAGCUGCACCUCGUCCGGUGUCAUGAAAGCUACGUAUGCUCUCGUCCGUCAUCAUGCUUUCUGGCCGCAUCGCCAUGGGGGGCUAGGCGUCGACGAGCCAGUCACCACACAAGGGACGAAGGGAGUGAUCUCAUUGAUGGUUGUCUUUGGCAAGACAGCUCUCUGCGACUGCGCGAUUACCUCUCGCCUUGGUUUCGCCAUCAACGUCUGUUUCAAUUUCGCCGUCAACUUCUCCGGCCCAUACCUCGUCUUCGAGGACGGAGCAGGACUUGAAAGCAGAGUGGGGUUCAUCUUCGGCGCCGUUGCAUUCCUGCAAAGGCCAGACGCUGGAACAGGUCGACUACUGUUCAGCAAUGGCGUCAGACUGCGCGACUUCGGCAAGGCUGAAGCGUCUCGAAUGCUGGAUGGAGGCGCCGGUGGGUCGAAGGACAAUGACAUCGAAGCUUGUUCGGCCAAGGCGAGUGUUCCUCCAUAG
Messenger RNA from Aspergillus mulundensis, 495 nucleotides. RefSeq lists its product as uncharacterized. The transcript has 4 exons. The coding region runs from base 1 to 495 and encodes 164 amino acids. The record is from RefSeq and is a predicted model, not a curated record. NCBI's taxonomy places the organism in Eukaryota, Fungi, Ascomycota, Eurotiomycetes, Eurotiales, Aspergillaceae.